Molecule: messenger RNA, 2236 nt
Organism: Cladocopium goreaui
Lineage: Eukaryota; Dinophyceae; Suessiales; Symbiodiniaceae
Source: the annotation of a GenBank genome assembly
AUGGCCGAAAAGAGAAAAAAGUCUUGGAGCUCACUGACACCACCAUACCGCUCCAAAGUCUUGUCCGAAUCUGUGGCUUCCUUUGUGCCGCAUUGCCACCAUGAAUCAGAUUUCGACCAGUUUUUGAAACAAUUGCUUCAAAAAAAUUGCCGCGACCAUUCCGCGCUAGCUGCCUCAAGCUCCAUUCUCCUCAAUGCUCUAGACGCAAAAGCUGUCAUUGGAGGCUUGGCAGCUUUGAGGGCUCAGCAUGCAGAAAGGACGCUUCAUCACCCUAGCAUCACUGUGAAUGAGUUGGAUGAUGUCCUUGUCCACAACACUCCGACCAGGUCGACUUUAGAGAAUUUGGGCUACCCAAUCUCCAGGAACCAUUAUGGCAAGAUCUUGCGCAAGGAAGUCUCCCUGCAGAAAGUUCCGUCUGCAAGUCUUGGUGGGCGGCCCUCACUUGUGAAUAGUGACGAUGCUAUCGCUGCAGUCGGCAAGGUGGUUGAGGAACACACCUUUGAAAGUGAAAGGGUCGUUGUGGUAGGUCACGGCUCGAAGAAGCGUAUGGUUGUGGCAAACCAUCUCACCAAGACCAAGCACCGGCUGUGGUGUGAAAUUGAAGCCUUGCAUGCUGCCAUGUCUUGGGAAAGUUUUAGAAUUAGAAAAGUGUUGCAGAUCCAUUUUCCGCAUAUGCGGAACUCUCGCCGCAACACAGAUGUUUGCUCACACUGCAAAACAUUUGAAAAGGACUUGCUGCCUGCAGCUUUCCGGUCCAUGGAGCGGGCUCAGGCACUGCUGUCUCAACUUUGCCCAAACUACUUCCAAGAACUUGAUACAAGCCAGCCCGACAAAGUCAGAAUCCUGGAGCAAUUUUAUUCCUUUGUGGCACGACGGGAAGCAACUGCUUCGCAAGACCCAUUGCGCCAAGGAUUUACCAGAGCUGAUCGUUUAGCUUUGCAUUCAGCAGAAGCACAGGCACUGCACCGUUUGAAACCCCAUGUGGAAAUCGUGCAAGCCUAUGAGUGGCACCAGGUCUCGGCCCGCAGGCAAGGAAACUUUGUGGCCUCUAUGUGUUCAAAGCUUCCUUCUGGCACUGCCCUCCUCCACGUCGAUUUCAAAGAGAACAUCAAGUACCCGAUGGGGCCAGAUGAGACGUCGGAGGAGUGGCACGCCCAGAACAAGCUCUCUUUGACCGUUUUCGGCGCCAAUGCAAGUGUACCGACGCAUGGCGGAGGAAGCAAAGAGUUUUUCAUCCUCGUGACCACCGACAUCUUAGAUCAUGAUGCUCAGGUUGACUGCAUGAUGGUGAGCGCGGUCUUGUCGCAUCUUUGCCCCCGUGCAGAUGUGGACUGGGGGUCUGUGAAUCACCUGCUGAUAGUUGCCGAUUGUGGCCCUCACUUUCGGAGCGAAGAGAACCUUGCGCAUUUUUGCGUUGCCUUACCUAUGACGCUCCGCAUGUUUGUUGAGGUUUGCUGGCUUGUGGAGCAGCAUGGCAACCCAGGCUACAUCAACCGUGCCCCUAUCCACAGCUUGGAUGAUCUCAUCAAGUGCUUCACAGAAGGAUCUGGACGCAUGAUGGCACAAGAUCCUGAUGGCCCCACCAUUCCACUUGUACAGUUCGCCCCUGGCGAACGCAGGCCAUCCAAACGCCUUUUGGUCAGCGAAAACUUCAAGAUUUCGCGAACAUACUUGCUCAUUGGUUCCCUGUCCUCGUCUGCGCACCAUGGGGCCAUGAUCCGCAACAAAACCUUUUCGGACUUAUCCCCAGGCGAUGUGCUCAGCUAUAGCAUAGCCUCCAAGACGUUUCUUUUGAAGAUCUGCCGCCUUGGCGAGUUGGAUGCUACGACAAGCCUCGUGCUUGGGAACAGCCAGGAGCUGAAGCAGGCAAAGAGAACAGUGUUACUCGCAGAUUCCGCGACCAAAAGACAAAAAAGGCCGCUUACAUGCCGAACCGAAGGCCAACCUUUUUGCAAAAUUGCUCUGACAAAAGUCUUUCCCUGCAGCGCGCUGCUGCAAAGAAACGCCGCCAGAAGCAGAGGCUACGUGGAGAGGAAUCUUCGUCUUCUUCCACAUCUUCUUCAUCUUCCGCCUCGUCUUCUCCAUCGUCGGAUGAAGAAUCUGUCUGACUGCCGAGCGCGUGCUGCUGCCAAAGAAAAAAUGCUUGACUCCGUGGAAGCAGAAUCAACUUACCAACCAUCCGCGGAAGCUGAAACUGUGGUGGCGGAAGCAGCGCGGAAGACCGCGCGGAAGACAA